AUGGCAGAAGUUCAAAACUCCAACCCUACCAUCCUCAGUGCCGCAGAUCUGCCCACGCGAUCACGGUCCUCGGAAAAGAAGCAAGGCGAUCAUGAGCUCGGCAUCUUCGCCGCAGUUCCCCAAUCCACCGAUUUCCUCUCCUCGGAUUCAGAAGGUGAUGAAGAUUUGCUCGAGGAACCCAUUGAUGAACAAGAAAUAUAUGAUCUCAUCAAAAACAUCUCCGACCCCGAACAUCCCCUGUCCCUCGGCGAAUUAGCCGUCGUCUCACUACCAGAUAUAUCCAUCCAACCCACUCUCCCCACGGUCCCCAACUCGCCCCUCCAAACGGUCACCGUGCUGAUCACUCCCACCAUCACGCACUGCAGUUUGGCCACCGUGAUUGGACUUGGAGUCCGAGUCCGGUUGGAGCAGUCCCUUCCACCCCGCUUCCGGGUUGACGUGCGCAUCAAAGAAGGCACGCAUAGUACUGGGGACGAGGUGAAUAAGCAGCUGGGGGAUAAGGAACGGGUCGCAGCGGCGUUGGAGAAUGGGGCCUUGAUGCAGGUCAUUGCCAAAAUGAUGGAGACUUGUCAAUGA
Messenger RNA from Penicillium oxalicum, 576 nucleotides. RefSeq names its product iron-sulfur cluster assembly protein CIA2. NCBI's taxonomy places the organism in Eukaryota, Fungi, Ascomycota, Eurotiomycetes, Eurotiales, Aspergillaceae. Gene Ontology annotation, biological process: iron-sulfur cluster assembly. Bases 1 to 576 code for a protein of 191 amino acids. The transcript is spliced from 2 exons. The record is from RefSeq and is a predicted model, not a curated record.